AUGUAAUGUGGUAUUGAAGUGCUGGAGUGCAGGCUCAUGUAAUGUAAACCGGAAGAGGGAAGAAGAGUGGAGAGAGGAACGAUCUGUGUUGUUAUUUAAACUAACUGUUUUGGGAUGACUGUGCUUGUCUGUAAAAUUAAGUUUUGUUGAUAAGGGGAUGCAUUUAUAAAAAGCGGGGAUUACCGGAGAAUUAACGUUUGAUUUGACGUUUAUUUACGUACUAGAGCUGGAGGAUAAACAUGAGCAAGAUACAUUCACACCAGCAUACUACGACUACACAGACACUUGUGACCAAAUAUUAGCGCUAAUUUUGUAUUGGUGAACCUGAAAUAUGGGCUUUAAAAUACAUUUAUAUUUGUAUAACUACGUGUUUACUGAUUUUUAUAUAUAAGGGAAAAUGAAACUGGUUCGAGCAGAAUACCAAGAACUAGCUAAAUAUAUGGAGCACCUCAGACCUACCAGGCAGUGCAUGAAGAUGCUAAAAGAAAAGUUUUCCAGUCAAUCGCAGUCCACUCUGCUGAGCAUCUUCUCCCAGGAGUACCAGAAACGAAUCAAAAGAAGCCAUGUAAGGCAUCUCACUGAAGAGGCCAUUGAAAAUUACUGUCAAAAGUAUGACCUACCUAUCCCACUAGAGGGUACCACAGGACUUAAUAAAUGGACCACCCUUAAAGAAUGUAAACCUGGGUGA
Molecule: messenger RNA, 688 nt
Organism: Polyodon spathula (Mississippi paddlefish)
Lineage: Eukaryota; Metazoa; Chordata; Actinopteri; Acipenseriformes; Polyodontidae
Product: CDAN1-interacting nuclease 1-like
Exons: 3
Coding region: 398-688 (96 amino acids)
Biological process (GO): erythrocyte differentiation
Cellular component (GO): nucleus; cytoplasm
Source: RefSeq, a predicted model, not a curated record